GUCCAUAGUGAGUGGCCGUGAUAGAUGGAACCUCCACAGGUGCCAAUCGCCGGCCGUGGAACAUCGAACAUCAGCGGCGGUUUCGGCCGCGGCGGAUGGCAUGAUGCUGUUGUUCUUCUUCCUCUCACUCUUCGAUUCGUCGUCCUUCGUGUAGAUACGCUACAUACAUCGCGAUGGUGUUUGCGGAACAAGCUCAACAACGUGCCAAGGCCUGCUGCGCCAACCCGAAGCUCGUGAUCACGUACCUGUGGUUCAUCAUUCUGUUCUUUGCCGUGAUGUUCUCCCUUGGCGCGAUGGUGUUUGCCGCCAACAACAAUGGCGACGGGCCGCAGUACAGCAAGUCCCUUGGAUUUGCAGGCAUUUGGAUGAUGUUCCUCGUGAUUGCGCUCUCUAUCGGCGGCACCAUGGUCAUGCGCAAGUACCAAACUCCGAUUGCGGUCGGGUUUUUCAUCGGAGUCGUGAUCAUGAUGUCGUUCAACAUGUUCUCGCUCAGCGUGCUCUGCGCCGGCGCCGCGUACCUUGCCAAGCGCUCCAACAACGGCACGCUCAACGACGGCAACUGGAAGGGACCUGUCCACUCCGACGAAGCGUCAGCCGUGUUCUCCUUCUUCAUGUUUGUGCUCUACUUUGCAUUUGCCGUGGUGUUGGUCAAGCACCGUGCGGUGAUCAUCAAGGACGGCAUUUCGAACGAAUUGCCCGAAAAGCUGCCGACGGUGGCACCCCAAAGCUCCAUCUCGCCCAAGGGAGCCAAGCUCGAAGAGAUCAAGACCACGUCGUCGGCGCCGCCCCCCGUCAGUGUCUAGAAUCGCUUUUUUACAAUAACGCGGCGUCGCAAUAAUAUAGCACUCGCUUUCGCAUAUUAAUAAUAUAA
Messenger RNA from Aphanomyces astaci, 871 nucleotides. RefSeq lists its product as hypothetical. The record is from RefSeq and is a predicted model, not a curated record. The transcript has 2 exons. Bases 174 to 803 code for a protein of 209 amino acids. NCBI's taxonomy places the organism in Eukaryota, Oomycota, Saprolegniomycetes, Saprolegniales, Verrucalvaceae.